GAGAUGAGCUUAAUUAACUUACGUGUGCCGCCUGCAAAUUACAAUACCUCUGGGACUUGUGAGGUUAAUAUGUUACCGGAGGCAAAUGCUAAUUCAACAAUGGAAGCCAGGCUACACAACCCGUAUUUGCCACACGCAUACCGUCCGGAACAAGUAGCACGGCCAGUUGAGGUUAGGUUCCAGGAGCCACGUGUAAUGCAUGCGACUUAUCCGGAUGGGUUUACAUCGAAUACCGCUCAGCAUAAUGAGCCAAUGUACUCGAGCUCACGAGCUCCUUGUGGCGGCUAUCAGCAUCAAACGGCGUCGGGAAAUUAUCGCUCGAGUGAAGUAAUGUUUACGGGUCAAACCGCCGGGCAUCCUGAACAACAUCUGCAAUCGACGCAACAAGGGUAUCAGGCAGCAUCGAGCACUCUUCUACCCGACGGCAUUAAUCCGAGAAACAGUGCACAUCGAGUACCAACACAUCUUCGGGUCCCUUGUGCAGCAGCUACUCUUCGGACGGACGUUACGUUGAAUGCUGAUCCUCGUGCACAGGCCUACACUCGGAACGCGUGCACAAGUAAUGGAGCGUUAAACGCUCAGCGACCGAGUGAGUAUCCUAUGUAUCCAAACCUAAGUGCGCGUGGCGCAUAUGAAUCGCGUUUAUUUUUAGAUCAGCGUGAUGUGCAUUUGGAUCGUUCGGCGAGUAAUCUACAGAACGAGCUGCGACGAAUCGAUGAAAGAUGCGAACAGUUUCGAAUUGAACAGAGACUGUUGCUGGAAGAACAGUGCGAGCGUUUUCGGCAAGAAGAAAGGCGUCGUUUUCUUCAAACGCAUCACCCGAAGCCCGUUUCGGGCUCGCAGAGUGAUACCCGGCUCGACAAGGAACAUAUGCAUCCAUGGCACGGCUUCAGUGGUCAACAAGUCAUUAAUCAAAGCCAGGUGUCUGCGCACCACUGCACCAGCCGGGAAUUGCCUAGCUUCUCCGGAAACCCUAAAGAGUGGUCAGUAUUCAUCGCCAGCUAUGACUAUUCGAACGGUAUGUGCAGUGAUGAGGAGAAUAUGUUGCGGCUUCAACGGUGUUUAAAGGGCAAGGCAUUUGACGCUGUCGAGAGUUGUCUCUAUCACCCAUCGAGUGUUCCUGAAGCCAUCGAGAUACUUCGUGAACGCUAUGGACGUCCAGCGCUCAUAGUUAAGGCUCUCAUGAGCAAGAUUCGUGCGAUGCCAGCUCCGAGGGCGAACGAUUUCGAAUCGCUUGCAGAUUAUGGAUACGCAGUGCGGACCCUGUGCGCAGCAAUGGGUGCUUCUGGACUGGUGGAGUAUCUCAAUGGCGACGCUUUACUAGAUGAGAUAGUGGGUAAACUACCUGCUAACGUGAAACUAACUUGGUUUUACCAGUGUGAAGCCUUAGGAGAACCAACCCUGAGCCAGUUUAAUGAGUGGAUGAAGAAACUUACCAAGGCAGCCUGCAAGGGAGUUGAACCUGGUCACAACAUGCCAAAUACAAAUUAUCGUAACAGCUACGAAGGACACCAGAAAAGCAGUACCGAUCGUCUGAAUAACCGCAAGUAUGAACAAUGUAACGCUCAUUUAACAAAUAAUGAUUCCAAAGAAGCGGGUGCAGGUGAGACCUUUACAGAAAAUUGUCGAGGAUGUGAAGGGAACUGUCCGAAGCUAGAGAAGUGUGCAAACUUUUUGAAGAUGUCCGUCAACUCAAGGUGGAAUCUGAUAAAAUCCCACCGAAUCUGCCGUAUCUGCCUUUUGCAACAUACUCAUCACUGCCAUGUGAAAACAUUUUGCGGAAUCAAUCGAUGCUCGAGACGCCACAACUCGCUUCUACACUGGACACCGCAGACUACAGCAACACCAUUAAGCAAGGCCUUUGACACACAUCCCUGUCUACAGUGAAAUGGACGCCCCAUUGACGCCAAACCACUUUCUUCUUGGAAGCCCCGACGGGUCUAAACCUCCUAUCUACUUUGACGACACACCCCGCAUGCUACGAAACACGUGGAAGACAGCACAGCUUUACGCAGAUAUAUUCUGGAAGAAAUGGAUCGCCGAGUAUCUUCCAUCACUCACUCGGAGGAGUAAGUGGUUUCAUCCGUGCCGCCCAAUUAAAGAAGGAGAUUUGGUAGUGAUCGUAGAUAAUACGCUCCCCCGAAAUAGCUGGCCAAAGGGGCGCGUGAUUCAAACCACUAAAGCAAAGGACGGACAAGUAAGGCAAG
Messenger RNA from Anopheles gambiae (African malaria mosquito), 2207 nucleotides. RefSeq lists its product as uncharacterized. The transcript is spliced from 2 exons. The coding region runs from base 4 to 1887 and encodes 627 amino acids. The record is from RefSeq and is a predicted model, not a curated record. Lineage: Eukaryota; Metazoa; Arthropoda; Insecta; Diptera; Culicidae.